This is a messenger RNA of Rhizopus microsporus ATCC 52813, 438 nucleotides long. RefSeq lists its product as uncharacterized. The coding region runs from base 1 to 438 and encodes 145 amino acids. The record is from RefSeq and is a predicted model, not a curated record. NCBI's taxonomy places the organism in Eukaryota, Fungi, Mucoromycota, Mucoromycetes, Mucorales, Rhizopodaceae. The transcript is spliced from 4 exons.
AUGGAUGCAGCCGCAGUUGACAACUAUGGAAUGCUCACCGAGGCAGCAGCAUCAAGCAACAGACGCAACCUCCAAAUUGCAAAUAUGUUGCAUACAAUUGCCAAAGACAUUUUUGUGCAUACAGUCUUUUCGUAUGCAAUAAAAUCAGUCUUCGGCGCUGAAGAAAUUUUAAAGCACCAAUGGGCAAAUAGAAGGCUCAGCCAACAGAACGAAGAAAAUCUCGUCAAGCUCAAGCCUGGUUAUGCCGCGUAUAUCAAAAUCCGAAAUACGCGGUAUGAUAUUGCAAUUGCCGAGGUCAAGCCUACGAGCAACCGGUCUAGCAAGCUUCCUUCUAACCUCGUCAAAUUGGGCCAGCAGAUGAAAAUCAUGGUGAACAAUUUGGUGAAUGAUCAUGUUCCUGUUCCUGUAGUUUGUGGAAUUCUGGUAGAGGAUACAUAA